This is a messenger RNA of Ordospora pajunii, 1314 nucleotides long. RefSeq lists its product as uncharacterized. The record is from RefSeq and is a predicted model, not a curated record. The transcript has a single exon. Gene Ontology annotation, cellular component: membrane. Gene Ontology annotation, biological process: transmembrane transport. Bases 1 to 1314 code for a protein of 437 amino acids. Lineage: Eukaryota; Fungi; Microsporidia; Ordosporidae.
AUGUUUCCAGGAUUGUCGCUGCUGUUGCCAGACACACAGCCUCUCCCUGUGUAUAUAAUGCUUGCCGGAUCACUGCUUGCAUUCGCCGCUCUCCUUAGUGUCUUUUAUGCACAAGAGUACCAUACAAGAAUUGCAAGAUUCUUCAUUAUGAAGACAGAAAACACAUUCAUAAGGGCACUAAUGCUAUGCCUGCUGAACAGCAUGCCAAAGAUCGUGCUGAUGGCCAGCCUGCACAGGGCAUCCUCAAUUGGCAUCUUCUCAUCUGUGCUUUCAGGCAGCACCCAGCUAUCGGUUGCAAUCACCCUUGCAAUCAUACUGCUUUCUGCAAAAUCCAACUUUGUUGUACACCAUAUGAGCUUUUACAAGGAUAUCUUCUUCAUGGAAGCAUCGCAUCUGCUCUUGCUGAUCAUGCUAUCGAAUGUAUCGUCAUCAAGCUUCAUUCCAUUUAUGUCGCUGUGUGUGUUUGCAAUCUUUCUGACGAACACAAUCACAAUACCAUCAUAUAUUGCACAGUCACAGAGCAGCAGCAUAUCCUCCAGGGCAUUUGCACUGGAUAGUGCGCCGCACACAGCUGGAAGGGCACUGAUGUAUCCGCUAAGGCUUGUAUUUGAUGUCUUGCUGCUCAAUCACUCACGCAUGCCACACGAGGCAACAAAGAAAAAGCCAUAUGCAGCAAUUUUCUCUCCAGCAAUCAACAUGAUGAUUGCACUGUCGUACUUCGGAAUGCAUCUCGAGUAUGCAAAGAUUCUUGCAUUGAUGAUAUGCGCGCUUCUGUUUGGAUCGUUGCUGUACGUCUUUACAAAGAAGAAGAUUCUGAGCAAUGUGCUGCAUUUGUAUUCGCUUGCUGCUGCAACAACUCUGUUCUCUGUAAUGAUGGCAGGCACAUGCAGCAUGGUCCAGCAUAUAGCAGAAGUGUCAGGAGUUGGAAGCCAGCUUUUGUCAGGAACGCUUCUUUCAAUGUUUGCAAACAUUGUUGAGAUCGUCACAUGCAUGCACUAUGCAAGAUCCGGCAUGCCUGAAAUGGCAUCAUGCUCUGUGAUGUACUCGCCAGUGUUCAACUCCCUCCUGUUUCUACCUCUGAUUAAAAUAGCACUGGGCAGAGACACAUUGCAUGCAGGCGUCCAGAACAUAUCAAACGCUCCAUUCGUGUACUUCUCGUAUGUAUUCAUUCUUGCAGAAGUCAAGGUGGUGUUUGUCAAUUAUCUUCUUAGGCACCAGAAACUGACCAGAGACCUUGGAUACACACUGAUAGUAGUGUAUUCGCUGUUCAUUGCCGGCUUUGCAGUAGAAGGCAAGGCACAUCUCUGUAAAUAA